AUGGUGCACACACUCUCUCUAAUGGCUUCUCACAUCUACCAUUCACCCCUUGCCUUCCCCACAACACAUGUCAAGGAGUGUCAAACUUUUGCACCUUCUUCUUUAGCAAAACCAGAUAUGCUCAAUUUUUCAAAUCUCCUAAAAUCAGGAACUGCUGAGUCACGGGUAGAGGGAGCAAAUAUAUCCUUGUUAUUAGACUUGAUUAAAUUGCAGUUGUCAGCCAUUAAUGAACCUCACCAACCAUUCUCAUCUGACUCGUCGUCUCUUUUAUACCUUAAUGACAAAUUCAACAUCAAGAAACCUUUUCUGUAUUUUCUUCAAGAUUCUGCACUUACUUCAAAGGUUACGGUUCAUCUUGAUGGCCAAAUCACAUUUAUGGGUGCUGAAAUUCAGAUGAAAGAUCUUCUUUCUGUAGUUGCUGAGUCAUAUUUAUCAAAGAGAUUACAUAAGGGUGAAAAGCUCUCAGUGCUUGUUCCACACUUCAGCAGGGUGAAUAUCAGUGAAGCAGAAGUACAGAGUCAUUCAUCUACAAUGAAGAUCAAAUCUACCUUAACCGCUCCUUUAAGGAGUCCUGAGAAAGUCAAAACUCAAGUUGCAGCUGAUCCCGACACGGAUGAAGUGUAUGCAAAACUAAGGCUCUUUCCUCUGCAUCCUAGCGAUGUUAAUUUUGAUGGUGACAUUGUUGCUGGUGUCAAUGAUAAUCUGGUGCAAUCCUAUACAAAGACCUUGACACAAUCUGAUGCAAAUAAUGGUGGUUUCGCUUGUCCUAAGAAUUUGAUUUUCAUAUUGGAAUUCGAAGGAAAUGAAUAUAGAUUUAACUUUCCAUCAAAGAGAAAACCUAAAACGGGAACUCCUCCUCAAUCACCUUACGCUGCUGAUCCAGCAUGGUCUGACUCCCUUUGGAAAAUUCUCCAGGUUACAUGGGAUGGUCCUGAUUUAGUUACAAAUACGAAGAGGCUGAACCCCCCUAGCGAUUUUCUAAAAGAUUGUUAA
Molecule: messenger RNA, 993 nt
Organism: Vicia faba (fava bean)
Lineage: Eukaryota; Viridiplantae; Streptophyta; Magnoliopsida; Fabales; Fabaceae
Source: the annotation of a GenBank genome assembly